Desarmillaria tabescens is the source of this 1590-nucleotide messenger RNA. Its product is annotated as histidine phosphatase superfamily. Gene Ontology annotation, biological process: dephosphorylation. The record is from RefSeq and is a predicted model, not a curated record. Gene Ontology annotation, molecular function: phosphatase activity. Lineage: Eukaryota; Fungi; Basidiomycota; Agaricomycetes; Agaricales; Physalacriaceae. The transcript is spliced from 13 exons. The coding region runs from base 99 to 1433 and encodes 444 amino acids.
CCGCAUGGGAGCGCCGGAAGAACGAUAAACAUCUCCCUUCUUCGCCAUAAAUACUCGAGGAGCACAUUCCCAAGACUUGGAUAUCCCAUCUCUCCUCUAUGGCUGAUAAUACUCUUCUUGGUGUAGUGAUCUUGGCUCGACAUGGCGACCGAGAGGGCUUUUAUCAGGAUCCCUCUUCGUACACCGCGUCGUCGACCACAAUUACGCCAGAGGGGAAUCUACAAGAGUACCAGCUUGGGCAGCUGUUGCGCUCGCUAUAUCUUAACUCGUCGUCCGAGUCAUAUAUUUCGGGAAUCAACAGUACCAUCGCCGACUUGGACCAGAUCAAAGUCCGUGCAGACGGCGGUGAUGAAGGAGGUGUUAUCGUCAACUCGGCAACGAGCUUGUUACAAGGCUUGUUCCCAGCCACCUCUGACUACAACGUGACUCUGGCCAACGGAACCACUGUCGAGGGCCCUCUAGGCGGUUAUCAGUACAUACCAAUCGAAUCCGUAGAACCAGACAAUGACGUCUCUCUGGAAGGAUGGACGUCUUGUGGUGCCUUUGACACGUCCACCAAUGCCUUCUACAACUCUUCAGCAUUUCAGGCAAAGGUAAACGAGAGCGCCUCGUUUCUGAACCAGCUCUCCCCGUACCUUGAUGGUAGACCGGUUACUUUGAAGAACAUGUGGAACAUUUACGAUUACAUGAACGUCGAAAACAUUCACGAUGCAUCCUUUGCCGCUAGCAUCCCGGACACAUUUAUGGAACAAGCUCGCGAUCUAGCCAACUGGCAUGAAUACGGCGUUUUCUCGUCCCCCGAACUCGCGGGAAUAGGAAAUAUUGCUGCCCGUACCAUGCUGCCCUCCAUCUUUGAAAGUUUCACGAGUAUCACGGAUUCUGAUGACCCUCUCAAGAUUUCUUACCUGGCCCUCGCUUACAAGCCAUUCCUGUCCCUAUUUAACAUGACAGGUGCAGCCCAGAUGAAUUCAGAACUCGAAGGAAUCGUUAAUUAUGCUGGUGCCCUUGCCCUCGAGAUCAGGAAUUCUUCCACCAGCGGAGAGCCUGUUCUACGUUUUAAUUUUAAGAACGGAACGGAUGAUAAUGGUUUCACGACAUACAACAUUCUCAACGGCACCGGGGACAUCCCGCUGUCGACAUUUGUAAAUUAUCUGUCGCCUGCCGCUAUUAACACCACGGCUGAUUGGUGUACAGUAUGCGGGAACACGAAGGACAGGGGAUGCGGUGCAUUAGCAUUAGCGGCUUCAGAAGCAAGCGCCGCUGCACGAGUGAACCAGCGAAUUAGUCCCGUGGGAGCUGGAUUCCUUGGUGCAGGUCUGACCUUGGCUGUAUGCUUAGCAAUGCUGGGUGUCCUUGUCUUCUUAGGUUUCCUCACUGUCGGUAAGGGCAGAUCGCGGCAGAAGAAGACCAAUGAUGUCGCGGAGAAGGCGUAAGAACAUAUCAUUGCUAAUUUGUGGUAUGUGUACAGUUUAUGGCUACAUGGAAUGCUGUUUGAUAUACAUUAAUAGUACGUGACAAUGUACAUGGAAAUUGUAUAGCGAUAGGGAUGUAUGGAACAUUAUUCUGAAUCGUAACGAUAAAAAUCUUCGU